Molecule: messenger RNA, 783 nt
Organism: Spirometra erinaceieuropaei
Lineage: Eukaryota; Metazoa; Platyhelminthes; Cestoda; Diphyllobothriidea; Diphyllobothriidae
Source: the annotation of a GenBank genome assembly
AUGCUCCGAAGCGUUACUCUUAUUCUCAGUCUAGCUCUUCUCGGCUUUGCUUUGGAACUCACUGAGAAGAAGAUUAACGAUGCCAUCACCCUGACUCUCGUACAUGGUGGCGAAGACGCCAUGAUGUCUCACAAGGAUGCUCUAGCUUUCUGUCGCGCACUGGAAGAGCAGAAGGCAAAGUACGCGACCGCCUCGCCGGCCUCGACCACACCCAUCAUCAAAUCUGUUGCCGCCACCUCUGCCCCCCUCUCAACCGAGGCCACGACACUGGCGCCGGCAGUUUCGGGAGCACCAGGCCAGACCGUCUUUAACGAUCUCCUCUCGCUGCACGAUCCGGGAAUGGUUGCCGAACUAAUGCAGUGGGUUCUCAACGUGGAACGCCGACAAUUCUGGAUUGGUGGCAUGGUGAAGAAGGUGGUGCGUCCGUUCGAACAUCACACAGAGCACAUCAUCCACCUCUGGACUGACCGCACGCCGACCAAUUUCCGUUUCCUGCACUUCCCGAAUGAAGAGCUGCGUGACCUGGAGGAGGGCGAAGUCAAGUGUCUGUCAGUGGACUAUGCCAGUGGAAAGUGGGGUGUUCACGACUGUGAUGAUAAGAUGUACUUUGUGUGCGAGACCAUUAUGCUGAACCAUCAGUCAACGACGCCCACUGGCACUUCGACCACAACCCCGGCGACUGGAAGCACUACGCCAACCGCUGGCACGGGAGCCUCGACCACGCAUGGCAGCAGCACUAGUGGCCCAAAUACCACACCAACUCCAAUGUCCACCUCGGCGUAA